AUGGCUGCGGCCGCAAUGCGCGCAUCGCCCGACAUGGCAAACGGCGGCACCGACCCACAAAGUACCAAUGGGGCACGAAGAGGCAGUCGCAAGUACAACCCAGUUGACCCAGACAUUACCGGCUACGAAGACGACAUGGACCGUGAAUUAUCAACAGCAGGGGUUACGUAUCAACGACCUGCUCCAAAAACUACACCGGGACAAAAAGGACGGUCCUUCUCGGCCAGAGCCGGUAAUCAACCGGCCGCCAAUUUGAACUAUACGACGCGCAAGCCUGUCCCCGAUAUGCCUCCAGGCAUCUCAGAUGAAUCGACCACCCCACGUGGCCUGCCUCCUGCCGAGUAUAACCCGGAACUCGAUGCAGCUAUACAGAGCCAGGAGAACGUACAUCCGUCGGCCCCCAUUUCCCCGGGGCAGCCAUCUCCGCUAAGUCGCUCAAAUACAACACAGUCCACAGCAGGGAAACAGCGAAACUGGGCAUCAGAUCGUUCGCCAUUGCAAAAGCUAGAAGUGACUCUGAAUGGAAUCAGCAAGGAGGAGAAGCGAGCGCGGGUCCAAGAAGCAGAAAUGCGCGUCCGAGAACGUCUUGCUCGCCAGAAGGCCGAACGUGAGAAAGCUGAAUCAACAGCCAUUGUCCCUCCGCCGAGUCAGCUGCCAGAGACCCGUGCUGCUUUGGGGCCACCCAGAAAGAGUGAGCGCAAGGAAAUUAUUACCGGAGAUAUUCCUCGAGAUGCACCAAUGACACGCCAACCCGAAGGCCUCGCCAUGCGCCAUAAUAGAAAUGUCUCUACAAAAACCCAGUAUCCGGCUAUUCAGCGACCUGAAGAUGCUCAAUAUGCCCAGGCAGAGGCCGCUGUACCCGUCUCAGCGCAGAUGAGCAGUGUUCCUCAGAGAUCUGUGACAAUGAGCGGACCAGCAGCAAAACCAGGGCAUGCCGGUGGUCGCCCCCCGAAUCGCUCUGUUUCUCAGUCAAAGCCCGUACGAUCUGCUGCAGUGGCUGCAGUGGCUGCAGAAGCAGAGAGGGUGGAGACUCCGCCGGCAGUACGAAUAGCACGAGCAGCCCAAGAAAGUGUCGAGCCACGCCAGAAACCGAAGCGAGUAAAACAAACAGUGUCGUUCAAUGUGCCGCCACCCACACCUCCCCCGGUUUUCGAAUGGAAGGAUUCACCAGCUGCUCAUCUUGGUGCGGCUGAUUUUGAUUUCCAACAUCUCGACAUCAACAGGAGCAAAGCGUGGUGGGAAGGCGGCGGCACCAAAGACCGCCGCAAGAGCAGGGCUCUCCCCAAAAACUAUCAAACACCGGCUCAGAAGCUGACAGGUGUAACUGAGCACAAGAACUUCCAGCCCAAGCUUUUCUUGAGAUGCGGUCCCCUUCUGCGGUAUACGGGCAUCAAAAAAGUCAACAUUGAUAGUUCCCCUGGCCCUGUUGAAAAGGAGAUCUGGCGAGGCUCCAUCUUGAUCGUGACGAAGGCCUCUCGCUCCUCAUACGAUAACUCGCCUAACUUGAGGUUGUUCUCCCAGCCAAUGGACCUCCUCCCUCCUCCUCCGGCAGAGGUCAGUGGGGAUAACGGAGCGGAGCUUGCACCUGAAUACAUUGACCCGACGGCGGGUUUAAUGAAAGUUGGUCGCGAUGGACGACCACUCUACGUCAAGCCAGUUGACCAUCUUGAAGAAGAAGUUGAUUUGUCGGCCGUGGAGAAUGACGAUGGCCUCUAUGAGCUAUCACCCAGCAUGACUGAUCACACGCCGGAAAAUGUCAAGCAGCCUAUUCCUUCCAACCGAAUCCACUCAGUUGAUGGAGAGACAGCGGGGUUGCACCGUGAUAUCUCCGGAGUCCGUCUCUACGCUGAUCCUGCGCGAGAUGUGACAUUCUGGCGAUUCAAUCUCGAGAUCGAGCUCAGCUCGACGCAGCAGCGGAUUGCGUACCGAAUAAACCAGGGCCCUGCCUUGGGCUUCUGGGUGCCGGCCAUGGGCCAGCCCAUGAAUAUCAUGUUCCACAGCGGCAACGGAUUUGGCCCCUCUGUCGAUUCUAAUCGGUUUUGCGGACCCGAUCCCCUCUGGCGAGAUAUUCUGAAUGAGCACCAGACUCGGCCCUUCCAUGUGAUGAUUGGCGGAGGUGACCAGAUCUUCAAUGACUCGGUUAUCACGGAUUCGGUUGAAUUCCAGGAAUGGAUCAAGAUCAAGAAUGCUGUAGAGAGAUACGGGGCGCCAUUUACCUCCGAGUUCCGUGCCGAACUUGAACAGUUCUACCUGGAGCGCUACGCUUCGUGGUUCUCGCAAGGCCUUUUCUCUCUUGCAAACUCCCAGAUCCCGAUGAUCAAUAUGUGGAAUGACCAUGAGAUCUUCGAGGGCUUCGGCUCCUACCAUGAAGAUUUCAUGAAUAGUAUGGUCAUUUCAGGUUUGGGACGAAUUGCAUUCAAGUAUUAUUUGUUAUUCCAGCACCAUAGCGUGCCGGAGGAAACCGAGGCCGAUGAGCCCAGCUGGCUUCUCGGUGCUCAUCCAGGCCCCUACAUUGAGCAGAGAAGUCGAAACCUGUUCAUGUCUCUUGGAAACGAUGUUGUUCUUCUUGGCCUGGAUUGUCGAACUGAACGAAAAAGUAAUGAGGUCCUCACCGAGGAAACCUGUGACCUUAUCUGGGAUCGCUGCCACCGAGAAAUAAUCAAGGGAGAAACAAGGCAUUUGAUCGUGCUUUCCAGUGUACCCAUUGCCUACCCUCGAGUAGCAAUGCUCAAGAACUUCUUGAAUAGCCGCAAGUCGCUAGGCAAGGCCGGAAUGCUUGGCGGGCUUGUCAAUCGAUCAGGAGGCAACGUGGAGGUAUUUGAUGACCAUUGGGCCGGAAAACACUUGAAGUCCGAGCGAACUUGGCUGGUUGAGGACUUGCAAGACCUUGCUGCAGAGAAAUCUGUUCGGGUGACAAUUCUCAGCGGUGAUGUUCAACUGGCUGCCGUUGGACAAUUCUAUUCCAGCACAGAUUUGGCCGUUUCCAAGGAUCGCGACUACCGAUACAUGCCAAACGUCAUUUCCUCUGGCAUCGCAAAUAUGCCCGAGACAGAGCUGAUCUCGGACAUGCUCAACAAGCGCAACACUGUGCACCACAUGGACUCGAAUACAGACGAGGACAUGAUUCCCAUUUUCACCCAAGAUGUUGACGGCAAACCCCGAAACAACAAGCGUUUGCUUCCUCGACGGAACUGGUGUUCUAUUCGAGAAUACCUUCCUGGUUCGACGCCAGUUGGCACACCCGAGUCGGAGAUGCCACCGACCCCAGAGCCCCGUCCUGGUAAGCUUCUGCGAACCCUCUCUCUGGGUCGUGGGGACAAGGGAGCUGGCGGCAAACCACCCGGUCUUCUGCGCCGUCUGUCUACACGGGGACCGCCUCCGACAAGGACAAUGAGCCUUGGCGGGGCUGGCGCGGCUCGCCGAUCGAGCGUUGAUGCUCCCUUCUCUCGUCCUCAUGAGAAUGGAGACAGCUAUUUCCCUGGUGAACAACAAGUUCCGCAGCCCGGUCGCUUCCAUCGCCGGCCAACCAAUCUCAGCGAGAAGGCAGCAAAGAAAGCUGCCAAACAAGGCGAUGACGGCGCAGGCGCCUUUGUCGAUCUCGAGGGCGGCCUAGCCAUCACCUUGAACAUGGAGAUCAGCCCGCAGGAUCCCUCUGGUAUCACUGUACCCUACAAACUUCUCGUGCCCGCAUUGCGCUACGAGGGCACCGAGUAUGAUCCACCGCCCACGCAGGUAGCCAAGGGAUGGCGAAAAUGGCUGAAUGUGCCACGCCGCAAGAAACAAGCUGAGCGUAACGAGGCUGACGAUGACGAACCCGAUGAUUACGAGGACCAUGACACGAUAAAUAAUACCCGCGCCAACGCUGCCGCCACUGACCCUAACCAGUAUGAAGGAUACCCCGGCAGCGAGGAGGAUUCAGAUGAGGUGCCUCAGCAACUGUCGCCCGAGGCUCUUACCGAUUCAUCGCCCUAUGAGGAAGAAGAACCAAAUCAGCAGAAACGGAAGAAGUGGUUCGGGAUGAUUUGA
Molecule: messenger RNA, 4026 nt
Organism: Penicillium cinerascens
Lineage: Eukaryota; Fungi; Ascomycota; Eurotiomycetes; Eurotiales; Aspergillaceae
Exons: 4
Coding region: 1-4026 (1341 amino acids)
Cellular component (GO): membrane
Source: RefSeq, a predicted model, not a curated record